Messenger RNA from Copidosoma floridanum, 795 nucleotides. RefSeq lists its product as uncharacterized. NCBI's taxonomy places the organism in Eukaryota, Metazoa, Arthropoda, Insecta, Hymenoptera, Encyrtidae. The record is from RefSeq and is a predicted model, not a curated record.
AUGGCGCUCAAGGAGUCGUCGCUGAAGCGUCUUUCCUACUCGGAACUGCAGCAGCUGAUGAAGCUCGAAGAGAACAGCGAGUCCAACACCUCAGAGUGCUGUCCAUCCGUCGUAGAAAUGGUCGAGCCCGUAGGUGGACGUAACGUCGAGAACAUGUACGUCGAGCUUUACAGGGACGGCGACAACGCGCAGCGCUUUUACGAGAUAUCGUGUAGGCCCGACGUCAUCGGCAAACCCUGCAAGUACAUUGAUCACAGGCUCAAAUCGCAGUCACGAUGCGUACAGCUAUUCUCGUACUCGUAUGCCAUUGUUAAAAAUACUAAGCGCCCGAGCAACGUGACCAGCUCGCCCCAGCACAACGGCAGCGGCAACCACUACAGCAAGACCAAAAGAGAACAACCGGAAAUCGACACGUACCAAAACACCACCGCCAGCACGAGCACUAGCAGUAGUAGCGGCAGUAGCAGCAGCAGCGGCAGCAACAACGGCAACACGAACACAAACACAAACACCUCGCCCUGGGCCCUGGAUUACAUUGAAGUGCGGAGUGGCUGCGGUUGUCGAAUCUUUUCCAAGCGACUACUCAAAAUGAGGCUUAAGCUCGGCGACGAUCCAACAAUUUGGCAAAGUCAUACAAAAAUUAACAAGACGAUCGGCAGGGGGAUCAAGGCGACAGCCAUGUCACGUGUCUGGGACGCCGCGCUAGGACCAGGUGCACCAGAACAGCGAGCGCUCGAGAGUCGAAACGAAGCGCCUAACACCUCGCCAUUGCUACAAAAGCAGCAGCAACCCUAA